UAACAUCUGUUGAAACAGUCUAAAUUUGUUGUGUUAAAAUCUGUGUAUACCAACUUCUUAUCGCCAAGAUAAGGCAGUAAAAGCCAAACAUUAGAUUAAAUUCUCACAUAGGAUCUAGCGAACGAUUACUGAGAUAACGGUUGCACCACCACAAACCGCUCUUAAAAAACCCACAACGACUACCCACUAAAGCUCAACCUGAAGCACUUGGAUCGUUUCGAAAGAGCGAAGUUUAAAAGUUUAAUGACCGUUUUCACUUUUCUUUACUGAGAACUGCGGUUCGGAGCUCAUUAAGCAAUCGAUUCUCUAGGCGCUCAGUUCGCGGAGUUCUCCAAAUCUCGUCGCAAUGGCCAGUUCCACAUCCGUAAUUCCCAAUUCCGUAAUCCCCGCCACCGUUAAUCCCGAUCUGCAGAAGGAACGCGAUGCAGCCAGUUUCAGCAGUGAGGAAUUCGCCACCUGGUGGUCCGGAGGCGAGGAGAUUCUAAAGUUCAACCGCGGCGUUCGCGACUAUUUGCAGAAGGAUGUGGAUGUUCUGGAGAUGCUGCAGCUGCAGAAUAAGUCGCACGAGGAGAUCAUCGAGUUCUCCACGCGGGGAGCCAUUGAGGCGGCCAAGAAGCUGCGCCGUCUGCAGGAGGAGCGUAAUCCUGGCGGAGACGACUACUGGCCAAAACUUUAUGACCAUCCAGCGUUGGUGGGUCUUUUUCCCGGUGGCAAUCCCUUCUCCGUUAUGUACGUGAUGCUGGUGAAAGCUCUGCAGGCCCAAUGCACUCCGGAACAGUACGAGGAUUUCGGCAAGCGGCUGGAACGCUUCGAGAUCUGCGGCACCUAUGCCCAAACGGAACUGGGUCAUGGAACCUAUCUACGCGGUCUCGAAACCCGGGCUGAUUUUGAUCCCAAAACAGAUGAAUUUGUACUGAACACUCCCAAGAUUUCGUCCUAUAAGUUUUGGCCGGGAGGCUUGGGACACAGCUCCAACUACUGCCUGGUGAUGGCCCAACUGUAUAUCGACAACAAGUCCAAGGGACCGCACAUGUUCUUCAUCCAGGUGCGUGAUGAGGAGACACACGAACCCCUGCCUGGCGUCCACAUCGGUGAUAUUGGCAAGAAGAUGGGAUUCAUUGGGGUGAACAAUGGCUUCAUGGGCUUGAAGAAUGUGAGGAUACCACGUAAUCGCAUGCUGAUGCGACAUGCCCAGGUCAACGCUGAUGGAACCUAUGUUAAUAGUCCUACCGUCGUGCUUAUCUACUUUGCCAUGGUGCGCACGCGCUGUGUGAUUGCCAGGAAUAAUGCCUAUAUGUUGGCGGCAGCUUCCACCAUUGCCACUAGAUACUCGGCUGUGCGUCGCCAGAGUCCCAUCAAUCCCAAGGAACGCGAGCCCCAGAUCAUCGAUCACGUUACGCAGCAAAUGAAGCUUUUCCCGGAGAUAGCCACCAGCUUGGCUUACCGACUGGCCAGCGAUUACCUGUGGAAUCUUUACGAUGUGACCUUUAAAGAUAUAGAAAACGGAAUGUACGAGCGCCUGCCGGAGUUGCAUUCCCUGUCCUGCGCCUUGAAAGUUACCGUCUCCACGGAUUCCUCCGCUGGCGUAGAGAGAUUGCGCCUGGCCUGUGGCGGUCACGGUUACCUCACCUCUUCCAAUAUGAGCAACAUUUACGUUAAUGCAACCGCAGCCUGCACCUAUGAGGGAGAGAACACGGUACUGCUCCUGCAGAUCGGUCGCUACUUGAUGAAAACUUGGCGAGCGGCGUUGAGUGGAGCUCCUUUGCCGCCCACCGUUCGCUAUCUGGGCGAAGUACAGAAGAAUCCGGAGUUCGGCACCUGGACAGGUAGUUGGGAGAACAUGGUUAAAGCCAUGCAGUACACAGCCGCCAAUAAGACCCGUGUGGCUUUCAAGAGCCUUUCAAACCGUCUUGCUAGGGGCGAGACCGAGGGGAACGCGGCUAAUCACACGGGCAUUGAGUUGACCCAGGCAGCUGAGCUCCAUGGCCGUGCCUUCGUUUUUGGUUGUUUCACCGAGGGGGUGACCGGUCCCAAAUCUAAGACUCGUUCAGCUGCAUUUAAUCAAGUCCUAGAGAACCUUUUGGAACUUUACCUAGUCAAGGAGACACUUAACCAAAUGAGCUACAUCCUGAGGUUUAUUGAGUUGACCGAUACGGACCUAUCCCGGCUACAGGAUCGCUUGGAAACUGUGCUCACCAAACUGCGACCCGAUGCUGUGGCCAUUGUGGAUGGCUUUGACUUUAGUGACCUGCAACUAAACUCUACUUUGGGCUCUUAUGAUGGCAAUGCCUAUGAGCGUAUCUUCGAUGCGGCCCUAAAAAACCCAGUGAACCAGAAAUCAGUACCAAAAUCCUUCCAUGAAGUCCUGAAACCCUUUAUGAAGUCCAACAUCUAGAGCCUAGCACAGCUUUUUGUUAAAUUUAUAACCCAUUAUCUAGUGCCCAGCUCAAUUUAAUGUAUAUACCCCUUAUGUAUUGGUGAUUUGUGUGACCAUAACCAGUUUUGUUAUUAUUAUUGUAAAUAAUUCUCUUAAAUAUUGUAUUGUCAACAUA
Drosophila subpulchrella is the source of this 2552-nucleotide messenger RNA. RefSeq names its product probable peroxisomal acyl-coenzyme A oxidase 1 (gene Acox57D-p). Gene Ontology annotation, biological process: lipid homeostasis; fatty acid beta-oxidation using acyl-CoA oxidase. The transcript has 8 exons. The record is from RefSeq and is a predicted model, not a curated record. NCBI's taxonomy places the organism in Eukaryota, Metazoa, Arthropoda, Insecta, Diptera, Drosophilidae. Gene Ontology annotation, cellular component: peroxisome. Gene Ontology annotation, molecular function: FAD binding; acyl-CoA oxidase activity; fatty acid binding. Bases 347 to 2395 code for a protein of 682 amino acids.